CACAACGCGCAGGCGCGGCCCAGAAGUGACUUCUCCAAAAAGUGCCUUAGUUCGCAGUCACCUGAGCUCCGGGAGACUCGGCUGCGGUAGGCUUCGCGGAUACCGCCCUCUGCGGGUCUUGCGUGGAGACCCCGCCUUCUUCUCUCGCCCAUAGGCUUCGCCACUCCGAACUCUCCAAGGGCCUGCUUUUCCUUCCUGUUCUUUACCAGUCUCCGGCCGGACCGGGCCGAGCCGGGCCGCGCGGGCGUGGUCCCUGACCAUGGCGUCCCUCUUCAAGAAGAAAACCGUGGACGAUGUAAUAAAGGAGCAGAAUCGAGAGUUACGAUGUACACAGAGGGCUAUAAGCAGAGAUCGAGCAGCGUUAGAGAAACAAGAAAAACAGCUGGAAUUAGAAAUUAAGAAAAUGGCCAAAAUUGGUAAUAAAGAAGCUUGCAGAGUUUUAGCCAAACAGCUUGUACAUCUACGGAAACAGAAAACAAGAACUUUUGCUGUAAGUUCAAAAGUCACUUCUAUGUCCACACAAACAAAAGUGAUGAAUUCCCAGAUGAAGAUGGCUGGAGCAAUGUCUACUACAGCAAAAACAAUGCAGGCAGUUAACAAGAAGAUGGAUCCACAAAAGACUUUACAAACAAUGCAGAAUUUUCAGAAGGAAAACAUGAAAAUGGAAAUGACUGAAGAAAUGAUCAAUGACACACUUGAUGACAUCUUUGAUGACUCUGAUGAUGAAGAAGAAAGCCAAGAUAUUGUGAAUCAAGUUCUUGAUGAAAUUGGAAUUGAAAUCUCUGGAAAGAUGGCCAAAGCUCCAUCAGCUGCCAGAAGCUUACCAUCUGCCUCUACUUCAAAGGCUACGAUCUCUGACGAAGAGAUUGAACGACAACUCAAAGCUUUAGGAGUAGAUUAGUCCAAAAAGCCAUAACACUUUGCUUAUAAUUAUUUACUGGAAACCAGGUACAUUGAAGAUUUCUUUUACAAAACACAUUGAUUUUUCAAAAAUGAAGACCACAAAUGAACAUUGUUUCCUAAACUCAUAGCUAUUUUGAAUCUUUUGCCAAAGAAUGACAGCGUUAGAAAAUGAGAACACUUUGGAUUUUAAUUAGAACUAUUUAGGAGUGUUGAUGUGUAAAAAGUUGACUUCUUUUUGCAUGGCAUAGAGAAAUUAUGUUCAUUACUUUGCGUAGUUUAUGUUCUAAAUCUUUUUACAAUGAAUACAGAAAUCUUGUUAAAUGCUAGUAGGCACCAACUUAAAAGAGUCUUGUAAAAAUAUUAAAAGUAUAUCAUUAAU
This is a messenger RNA of Pteropus alecto (black flying fox), 1282 nucleotides long. RefSeq names its product charged multivesicular body protein 2B (gene CHMP2B). NCBI's taxonomy places the organism in Eukaryota, Metazoa, Chordata, Mammalia, Chiroptera, Pteropodidae. The coding region runs from base 260 to 901 and encodes 213 amino acids. The transcript is spliced from 6 exons. The record is from RefSeq and is a predicted model, not a curated record. Gene Ontology annotation, biological process: endosome transport via multivesicular body sorting pathway; protein transport; late endosome to vacuole transport. Gene Ontology annotation, cellular component: multivesicular body; ESCRT III complex.